Penicillium cinerascens is the source of this 2430-nucleotide messenger RNA. RefSeq lists its product as uncharacterized. Gene Ontology annotation, molecular function: zinc ion binding; DNA-binding transcription factor activity, RNA polymerase II-specific; DNA binding. The record is from RefSeq and is a predicted model, not a curated record. Gene Ontology annotation, biological process: DNA-templated transcription; regulation of DNA-templated transcription. The transcript is spliced from 2 exons. Bases 1 to 2430 code for a protein of 809 amino acids. Lineage: Eukaryota; Fungi; Ascomycota; Eurotiomycetes; Eurotiales; Aspergillaceae.
AUGAAUACCUCCAAUACGUUGGGGACCGAAACCCCCGAAACGAGCAAUUCGGCUCGUUCCAACUCUGGCCCGGUAUGGCUGUCGUCUAUGAGCUCAUUGUCGCCGCCUCCGCAGGAAAAUGCGUACGGCCAAAGCCCGUUAUUCACCCCGAUUGUCCCUCAACGGCCGUGGGAAAAUCCUUCGGCAUCGCCUCGAUCUAAUGCAGCUCCGCCCGAUCCGUCGGUUUCCAAAGUCGCUAUCCCUCGCCUCCCUGCUCCGGCUACUACCCGUGGACGACGUCGCUCGGCGCGGGCGUGCGAGGCUUGUCGAACUCGUAAAACAAAAUGCGACGGGGUCCGACCGAUAUGUGGUCAGUGUGCUUACCACAAUAAUCGCUGCACCUACGAAGAUGUGAAGCGAGUGCGCGACCAGAAGAUGCUCGAUAUCUUAGCCCGAAGAGUCGAUCGGUAUGAAACACUACUGCGCAGUUUGGAGGGAGAAAGCGAGCUUCCCACAUCGCGAAGGAUUCGGAAGGCGCUGAAGCACAAGGAUGGUAAAUCCUCACAAAUCAACGUUGAAGACUCCGACUCCGACUCCUCUAUCGGAUCCCUCGAGGCUGUGGAUCUUGUCGACGAAGAUGUCAACCGGAACGAAAACACUCGCGCAGCGGGCUAUUUCGGCAAGAACUCCGAGGUCGCGUGGAUGCAGCGCCUAGAGGAUAGCGUGGAGAAAGACCAUCGAUUACAAUAUACCGCCGCGUCGCAGUCCGAGAGUACCAAUGAAACGCUAUCACGUCUGCAAGAUCCCGUGGCCUGCGAUAUCCCCAUGGCCAUGAUGAACUACCAUCUCGAUGACCUAGACAUCCCCAUUGCAGACGAUGUCGAUCCUUUCGCUGUGCCGCCGCGCGAGCUCGCUGAUGAAUAUUUCAAUACGUAUAUGGCUUUCGUUCACCCGCAUUUCACCGCAAUUAGGAAACCGGCUUUUACUUCCCAAUACCGGCAGUUCUUUGACAUGUCGGCUAACCCGCCGAGGAAGUGGUUGGGGAUUCUCAAUAUGAUUUUCGCUAUCGGGUGUCGAUACUCGAGAAUCAUGGGUUCAACCAAGGUCUCCCAUGAGAACGAUCUGGUUUUCCUCUCUCGAGCCUGGCAUCUGAGUAUGCAAAGCAAUGUUCUUCUCGAACAUACCGAUCUCCAGCAGGUCCAGCUCGAGUUUCUGAUUGCGCUCUACCUACUCUGUCUAGGACAGGUCAACAGAGCAUCCAAAUUCUCAGGCAUGGCCCUACACUCUGCCCUAUCCCUCGGCAUAAACCUCCGCCUCACAGACGACCGCACCCACAACGCAUCCAAAGAAGCCCGUUGCCGCCUCUGGUGGUCCAUCUACUCUCUCGAACACCUCCUCACCUCAAUGCACGGGCGAGCCUCAGGCGUCGGCGAAAGCCUCUGCUCCGUCCCUGCCCCGAUCCCAAUUGAAGAAGAACACUUUGAACAACCCGACGUGCAACGCCUCUUCCAAGACCACCACACUCGCGAAUCCCAACUCCGCGCAACAAUCUUCGAAACUCCAACCCCCCAAAACACCUCCACCUGGAUAUCCCAGUGCGAUCCCAGCCCAUCCCUCUUCUUCUACUACCUCGUCGACCUAGCCAUCAUCUCCCAAGCCGUCCUCAACAAAGUUUACAGCAUCGAAGGCAUCCGUGAGGGAGCUUCCCAAACGGAAUACCGCCUUCAGAAAUACUCCCAGCUCAUGGACCGCUGGCUCGCUAAACUCCCGUCCCAUUACCAAUUCACUAUCCCCUCCUCCGGCCCUUGGCACCUCAACCAUCGUAAACUGGACGAUACCUCCACACCUUACAUCUACGAAUGCGUCUGUCUAGCAAUGACCUACUUCUCUGCACGAAUCAUCCUCUGCCGUCCCUGUCUCCCCCAUACCCAUACCGCCCAACCGCACGAAACCCGCAACAAACUCCGCGCCGACCUAGCUGCGCAAUGCCUCCAAGCCGCUUGCGCACUUAUCUCAAUCUUGCCUGACGAUCCAGACAUGGUCUGGCUUGCGCGCUUCACGCCCUGGUGGAAUGUUCUCCAUUUCCUGAUGCAGGCGACUACUGCCCUCCUGCUUGGAUUGUCGCACGCUUCGUUCUCGGCGAAUAAAUCGACUACGGAAUCUCCCAUGGCUCUUCCGUUGUCCGCAGAUGACCUCGAGGCUGCUGUCGCUGAGACUCGGAAGGUGUUUUUCUGGAUUCAUGCUAUGGCGUCUGUGGAUCCGGCUGCUCGGAGGGCUUUCUUCUUGAUUGAGGGGGUUAUCAGGCGCAUUGCGCCUUCGUUAAGUGUGGAUUUGAAGGAGUGGCCGUCUUCGAGUUCGUUCCCGCCGUCUGGAGCUGGGGAGAUGGAGGAGAGUUUGGAGGGGUUCGAUGAGUCGGUGGAUUUUGAGAGGGCGGGGUCUUUUGUUGAGUAG